ACGCGAAAAGGAGAAGUUGAGAAGACGACUAGGAGUCCAAACGCGUCCGGGCUUGGAAGUGAUAAAGAUGUCGCCACCAAAUGGAAGAUAGCCUUUGGCGCAUGCGUGGCUAUCAUUGUCAUUUUACUGGCAGGUUCGUUCCAUCGCAAACCAAAUUAGGCAUUUUUAGUAUUUUUCUGUAUGCAUGGUUAGUCCUUCUAAGCUCUCAGAGAUCACUUUAUUCAAAGACUCAAGAUUGAGAUUGGUAGAUUGGUAGAGGGUUAAGUCAAUCAUAUGACUCCCUACACUGAAUCGGUGGAAUGUGAUGAGGGUGGAAAAUGUAAUUGUUUUCAAAGAACACUAUCUGAAUCACGCUACUCAUUCAUCAACAAUAAGAACUAAUAGAAGGGGUUACUUUUAAACCUUUUUUUAGUGCUGAGUUAAUAAGGAAAAGUAAAUCUGCCAUCGUAAAGAGAUUCGAAAGCUGACGUUUCCACUGACAUCAGUUGACAGACAUCAUUUGGAAGCCCGAUUAGUAAGAUCGAGAACCGACACACAUUGCUGCCAUGUAAUAUGAAACGUCCAUAAGCAUUAUAAUACACUUCCAUGUAUGAGAUAAAUUUUCUUUUCGCAAAAACAAAGUUAUAAAAUAAAAAGUGCUAAACUAUAAUUUUAUCAGGGCACGAAAAUUGCACUGCUAUAGUCGAACGUGGGAUAUUAUAGUAGGAAAGAAUUUCUAUACAAAUGUUACGAUUGGACCAGGUCUUGUUACAAAUCGUUUUGUAAAAAUUGUUGUUGCUUCUUCUCUUCUUAAGGAGUGUUGGCGUACGCUAUUCGCUAUCGCGUCAAGAAAAUCCCCCAUUUUAAAACUGGCAAGAUGAGAACGUCAGCUACUGAUCAAACCUUCCAGAAUCCCAUAUACGAUACGAACGAGGAUGUUAAGGAGCGA
Molecule: messenger RNA, 928 nt
Organism: Porites evermanni
Lineage: Eukaryota; Metazoa; Cnidaria; Anthozoa; Scleractinia; Poritidae
Source: the annotation of a GenBank genome assembly